Triticum aestivum (bread wheat) is the source of this 1189-nucleotide messenger RNA. RefSeq lists its product as uncharacterized. Lineage: Eukaryota; Viridiplantae; Streptophyta; Magnoliopsida; Poales; Poaceae. The transcript is spliced from 4 exons. Bases 277 to 1014 code for a protein of 245 amino acids. The record is from RefSeq and is a predicted model, not a curated record.
AGCCCCCUGGCGAACGGCCGCCAGGUAAUAUUUCCGUUAAGAAAGGUGAGGAGGAUCGGAUCCGCGGUGGAGACUCUUUACCCUCAUCGGAGACGGAACGGUUACGCGUGAGUCUCAUAAGGCGGAGGCAGGAAGGGGAGAUCGUCGGAGGCGGAGCAGGCGGAGGCAAGGAAGGAAGGGGAGAUAGUCUGAACAGCGCCGCUUCAGUUUGAGUUCCAUAAGUACGAAACAAACUCAGCGCGGACCCGUCCAGCAAGAAAAGUUCAGUGAGCGAAGAUGCUAGUUCUUCCCCUCCUAGGCAGGAUCUCGGUGCGUCGCCAGCGCCCCUGGCGCGUGUGGCAGUCGGAUGACAACAAGAGUCUGGUUGACGGCCUAAAAUACGCGAGUCUUGAAGAAUGCUGCAGAUCUAAUCCGUACCGGCAUUUGGAAGGCUUAGCUGCCGAACGCCAGCUUGUGCUGAAUGGCCUCGAGCUGUACAACGCUCUGCAUCCGGGCAAUGAGUAUGAACUUGCUCCUGGUAAGGUGACCAGGAGCAGCCAACUUGGUGAUGGGUGUUGCUGGAGUCAUGGCAACUUUGUUGCUCGUCGGAAGCACUCUGGCUGCUUCUCUUUCCUGCCGGUUCCACGAACUCUCUUUUUCUUUGAGCACGUCUGUAGAGCUGAUUUCGAAGGAGUUGUCACAUGCAUUCCUUUAGAUGAACCAGUGAUUGAAGCCUACACCUUUCUUGGUUUCCGUCUUCUGUGGGGUACUCGUCGUCUUGGUGGCUGUCUCUCUCUCUCUCUCUCUGCACAUUACCCUCUUAAAUUUCUCUGUUGCCUGAUUUCCUCUGUUAUCUUUUCAGCGGAUUGCGUUUGCAAGACAUGCUACCGUCUCUUCAAUAUUCCACACCCUUGUUUGAAGAGGACAUGUACAUGUGGACAUAGCAGGGUGGAGAAAAUAUGUGAAAUGUGUUAUAAUCGAAGCGGUGUGCUGCAUCCAUUCAGAGGAGAAUUCCAGUUUGGCUAUCACAAAUAGGGUUACCCCUACUGCUCACAUAAUAUGCUAAGCUAGACUUGGUGAGUUGGUGGUGGGGCAGUAUGUGUGUUCGAAUGCUCAAUGUGUAUCAUUCGUCCUUACAUCACUCUUGGCAAUCUUAUGUACUUGAGAACUUUGGCAAUCAUAUAAGUAUGCUGUCUCUUUUUCUUCUUUU